This is a messenger RNA of Amoebophrya sp. A120, 2711 nucleotides long. Lineage: Eukaryota; Dinophyceae; Syndiniales; Amoebophryaceae. The record is from the annotation of a GenBank genome assembly.
AGUUGAACCGACAGCGCGCAGUGAAAUCUAAAGAUAAAAGGUACGCAACAUAUACCAGUAAAUUUCGGCAGGAAAUAUGUCUUUCGAGCGUGCGACCAGUAGCCGCGCCCCGCGAGCAAGUUCCAUCAUGACAAGGCUCGGCAUUGCGGCCGUCGCCGCACUGUCCGCAGCCCCGACGGCGCUCUCCGCCAACAAAGGCGUCGACCCGGAGGCCCUACUCGAGCAACUCACCCUCGACGAGAAGCUGCAGUUUUUUCACGGAGAUGCCAAUACUUACGUCGGUUUCGUUCCCGGUGUCCCGCGACUGGGCAUCCCGGCCAUCACCAUGCAGGACGGACCCCAGGGGUUUCGCCAGCCGGAUAGUGUGGUGACCACCGGGAGCAGCACCCAGUUCCCGUCGAAUCUCGCGAUCGGAGCGACCUUCGACCACCGCAUCGCGUACUACUACGCCAAGUUUAUCGCCAAGGAGUUCCGGGGCAAGGGGGCAAACAUGCUCCUCGGGCCGGGGGUGUGUCUGAACCGCGUGCCAUACGACGGCCGGAACUUCGAGUACCUCUCCGGUGAGGAUCCCGUGCUCGGCGCGGAGAUGGCACCCUACUACGUGCAGGGCGCGUUGUCGGAGAACACCAUGACGUCCGUGAAGCACUUUAUCUUCAACAACCAGGAAACGGAGCGCGAGUACGUGUCCUCGGAGGUGCCGGAGCAGGUCGGGAUGGAAUACUACAUGAAGCCCUUCAUCGCGGGCGUGGAAGCAGGCGCUUCGAGCAUCAUGUGCGCUUACAACAAGGUACUGGCUCAUUCCUGCUUCAUCUUUUCUUGUAGCCGAGUAGAAGAUCAUGCGCCUUAAAAAUACCUCCUUCUUUCUCAAUAAUUCUUUCAUGUUUACUCCCUAGUUCUCCAACUUGUCGCAAAUCCACAUGUAGGUAAAUGGCACCUACGCGUGCGAGAACGCCGACGUGAUGAAGCGGUUGGAGAAGUUUAGCGACAACUACUUUGUGAUGUCGGACUGGGGCGCAACGCACAGCAGUUUCAAAGCCGCCAAUGCCGGCCUGGCCAUGGAGAUGCCGACGGGUAUCCACAUGUCGCCCGAGAACAUGAAGAAGGCGCUCGCGGAGAAGAAACUGGACAUGAAGACCGUGGACGGACUAGUGCUUCGUACUUUGAAGGCGUUGAAGCAGGCGGGGCAGUUGGACGGGAAAUUUCCAAAUUCCGGCGACGUGAUGGCCAACGUAACGCUUCCCCUGCACAAAAUGGCGGCGACCAUCUUCGUCGCGGAGUCCAUGAUUUUGCUCCACAACCAGUUCCGGCCACACACCGGGAACGGGAACAGCAAGCCACUGCCGCUCUCCUUGGAAAAGGGGAAAAAAGCGGAGAAAGUUUUCCCGGUCGGGUGUGGGCACGAGCUGAUCACCGGGGGCGGCGGCAGCGGACAUGUCCUCCCGUCGAUGACGGUCACCGUUGCCCAGGUGUUGCAGCAAAACAACCUGCUCGCCCAGAGCAUGGAGGACGCGGACGCGGUAGUUUACUGCUUCAGUGAAUACAGCGCGGAGAACAGCGACCGCUCCUGGCUCGGCGUGAAGGGUCCGGCUUCUAUCCCGACCGACGAGUUGAAGAAGCAAAUCGAAGCUGUGGCCGCGGAUAAGAGCAAAAAGCUAAUUCUCUACGUCUCCACUCCGGGGCCCUUUUUGCUUCCCAUGGAACUGUCCAAGACCGACGCAGUGCUCGUCAACAUCUUUCCCGGCGAGCGCGCGGGGGAGGCCCUCGCUGCGGUCUUGUUUGGUCGCAUGAGCCCCAACGGGAAGCUGCCGUUUGCGCUGCCGAACGUGGAGAACGAACAAAAGAUGAGCAAGGAGCAGUACCCGGGCGUCGGGCCGGUCCACGGCACGCACGCGCACUACACGGAAAACUUGGAGUUCGGUUACCGGUGGUACCAAGCGAGAAAUAUCCAGCCGAAAUUUCAUUUCGGCCACGGUCUGUCCUACGGGUUGGAAACCGCGCACAUCACCAACGUGUUCUGGGCGAAGGAGAAGAAUUUAGUCCGGUUUUGCGUCGAGCACCAAGAGCCCGCGGUAGAAAAUACCGCACAAGUAGAAAAACGAUCUCUUGUGUCUGUCUUGGCGGAGGAAGCGAGCAACUUUGUCACCGCGAACUUGAAGACGACCGCCCACUUCCAGCCUCCCGAGCACGAGUUUCUCCGCGGGCGAUUUCUGUCGCAGAGCCAACUUUUCACGCAGCUCGUGGAGGCCCCGGUGCAGCCAACGACCGCCGCUGCCAAGCUCGGGUCCGGCAGGCCGACGAGUGAAUUGCUGCAGGAAGCGGUUUCGCAGCUCCAGAAGCAGCUGAAGGAGGAGGGAAACAAGCAGGCUUUGUCCCUGCACGGAACCGAAAACUUUGACCUGAUCAAUCUGCACGAAUCCUCGAAGCAAAUCCCCGUGAAAGUUUCCGUGCAGUUCUACGUGAAGCAUCGGGGCAGGAAAUUCCUCGAGCUGGUGCAGUUCGCCUCGGUUGACAACGUCAUUCCCAACGAAAAAUCCUGCAGCCUCGCGAUGUACGAACCGCCGGUGCAGUGGGACGUGAGUUCCGCAAAAAUGGUCCGCGUCCCCGAAUUCGACUUGUUCGUCUCGAAAAAUGGAAUCAGCGAGGCGGAGUACGUCGGCACCUACAACCACGACACGGAGGCGGCUUCCGAGCCCGAGGUGCUCUUCGCGUGA